AUGAACUUCGAAGUGGAUCGUUACUCGUCAGCUUGGGCACACAUAGCCCUCUGUGCGGAUCUCACUUGGGCUUCGGAACCUCCCGAUGAAUUCAUUGUAGCCAAUCAGCGUCUAUGGACACAACAUUGCCACGUUUCGCAAGUUCUCCAGGACUCGGCGACAGAAACAUCACAGUGCGUUCAGAAUCAUUGCGAACACUCAGACAAGCAAGCUCUUGUACAAAGUCAAGAUAAUGGCGGCUGUAGUUGUCGACGAAGCGUGAAAGACGUUAUACCAGAAUCUAGAUUAGCACAAUUCUAUGGUAAUUUUUACUACGACGACACCAGAGAGAAUUGUUAUACCUGUGCCAAUGAUAAACACAAUUUGCGUGGUUGCAACAGCCACGGCUGCGACCAUACUGAUCUUACAGAAUGUUGGAUGUUACCUGAGGUAGACUACUGGUUUCGUAAGCUAGUCGACGACACAACUGAUCGGAGUAUGGUACCCCGUCGUCGGCGACAAUACAAGAUUCUUCCCGAUGACGAUUUGUGCGUCCAUUGGUUACAUUUAAGUUUAUUCAUGUAUCUUUAA
Molecule: messenger RNA, 570 nt
Organism: Bicyclus anynana (squinting bush brown)
Lineage: Eukaryota; Metazoa; Arthropoda; Insecta; Lepidoptera; Nymphalidae
Exons: 5
Coding region: 1-570 (189 amino acids)
Source: RefSeq, a predicted model, not a curated record